AGUCACAUGGUUUUGUCAAUCGUUUCAUUUCUUGUUUAUAAUAUGUACGAAUGAAAUUGUAAAGUAAUUGGAGCUAAAAAAGAGAGUGAUUAUGAAUAGUAAUUAUUUGAGGUUUUAGUUAUCAUUUGUUAUGAUGCAACAAUAAUAAUAAUGGACAGUUUAAUAAAUAUCCACUGGUUUCCUUUGACAUCUCAAGGGAACGUGUAUUCAAUGUCAAAAUUAUGCUCUCCAUACAGUACAAAUAAAAUAUUAGUGGCUUCUUUAAAAAGAAAAAUAUUUUCUUGUGGAUACCAAAAAACUAACGAUAAAAUUCUGAAGCCUAUUGUCAAAGAAUUACUAUUCACGUAUAUUCCAAGUGGUGCAGAGAUUAUUUCUGUUGAUGGCUACAAUAAAUACCAAUUCGACGAAGAAUUCGUCAUAGGAAUAACAAUUAUUAAGCCAACUAAUGAAGGGAGUGUGGAAAGAUAUUUAAAUAUUUAUUCAGAAAGUGCAGGAGAUGGAGAGAAUUCUGAAACUUCUAUAGAAACGAUUGCACAAAAUUGUCUCACAGUAGAAUUAACUUAUACUCCAUAUUUAUUAUAUCAUACUACAAUUAUAAAUGAAGAAAAUGAGAAAGAAGUUGUUUGGCUCAUUUCUGGGAGUGACAAUCAAUUACAUAUGAUUAGAGAAGAUAAAUUCACUCAUGGAUAUGUUGAAUUCCCCCUGGAUAAAUACUUUCCGGAAUUGCUUAGUCUACAAACACUUGUGUUAUGGAUUAACGUGCACUAUUAUAACAAUCAUACCCGAAGGCUAACAGUUGUUUCUUGUGAAUCUGGAUUAGUUAAAGUAACACUAGUAAAUAUUGAAAAACUUGAAAUAAUCAAAGAAUGGAUACUCCAUUAUGACCAACCUGUACCCAGUGUACGAAUUUUUUCUCAAGAAAAUGAAUCACCUAAUUUAAUUCCUAAUGCUGAUGAACCUGAAAAUAGUAAUGAAACUAGUACUCAACCUAUCUUAAAUAUAUUAAUAGUUAAUGCUCUAGAUCCUUCUGUUGUUUUUAUGGAUGUUUUAAAAUAUGGAAUGAAAAAGGAAGUAAUACUACAAACAAAUGAUACUUCCGAUGGAAUAUUAUCAUCUUGUAUUGCUGAUAUCAAUAUGGAUGGGAAAAAUGAAAUAUUAUUGGGAACAUACAGUCAUGAAGUAUUUGUCUUCACUCUAGAUAACAAUGAAUGGAAGUUGACGAGCAAAAGAAAGUUCGAUUCGCCUGUUUAUUCUAUGUGUUAUCUAGACUUGACUGGUGAUGGUGUAAAAGAGUUAGUUGUAUUAACUCAACGUGGAGUAUAUAUUUUACAACACAAUCCAAGUAUUGUGAGUCAAAUAUGGAAAAGACGUAUAGAAAAGUUAAUGGUUCAAUCUGUCGAUGAUGCAAUAAAAAAGUUACAAAUUAAGAAUUUCAACAUGUAAAUAUAAUUAAUCAUGUGAUUAUAAAUUAAUUUAAUAAUUUCAUAAAAGUUGGUGUAUUAAAAAGUUU
This is a messenger RNA of Chelonus insularis, 1510 nucleotides long. RefSeq names its product KICSTOR complex protein kaptin-like. The record is from RefSeq and is a predicted model, not a curated record. Bases 151 to 1443 code for a protein of 430 amino acids. The transcript is spliced from 7 exons. Gene Ontology annotation, molecular function: actin filament binding. Lineage: Eukaryota; Metazoa; Arthropoda; Insecta; Hymenoptera; Braconidae. Gene Ontology annotation, cellular component: KICSTOR complex; actin cytoskeleton; lamellipodium. Gene Ontology annotation, biological process: negative regulation of TORC1 signaling; cellular response to amino acid starvation; actin filament organization.